AUGUUCUCCGCCGCAUCAUCGGACACGCCCAGCGGAGUUCUCCUCUCCGUCGUCGCCAUAAUCGUUGGCCUGGCUUCAUACGCCGCUUACCGCACGCUCUCCCCAGGUCGCCCUCUCGCCUCGCUCCCUCCGGGCCCGAGACCUCUUCCGCUGAUCGGUAACCUCCUUGAUCUCCCUCGCUCACAUCCAUGGGUGAAGUUCUCUGAAUGGGGUGAUAUCUACGGCGGUAUCGUACAUGUUAGCUCUCUCGGUCAAAGCAUCAUCAUCCUCAAUGAGCCCAAGUAUGCCAUCGACAUGCUCGACAAGAAGGGCGCCCUAUACGGCGACCGUCCGACGCUCGUCAUGGGCGGCCAGCUCGUUGGCUGGGACCAGAGCCCCGCCCUCAUACCAUUCGGUGACCAAUGGUCGGAAUACCGCCGCCUCUUCAGCCACUUCAUGGGCACAAAGGCGAAGGUCGACGCUUACAACCCCAUUCUCCACGAAGAGACGAACGUCUACCUGAAGCAUAUCCUCGCCACCCCCAUGACUGGAUCGAGCACACGAGACAGUAUGCCUUUCGCCGGCGGGCUCAUCUUACAGCUGGCGUACGGCUAUAGAGCCUCUGAUCCAGGUGGCAAGGGACUUAUCAAGCUCGCGGACGACGCGAUGGAAGGCUUCUCAGAGGCGAUAACGCCGAACGCGUUCCUCGUUGACGUCCUUCCCAUUCGUCAGUCUCCCUCUUACUGCGAGGUCGUCGUAGUUCCGAUUAUGACUCCAAUAGUGCGCUACGUGCCUUACUGGUUCCCGGGCGCCGCAUGGAAGCAUAAGGCCAAACUGUACCAUGACUCUCUCCAGGAGAUGCUGCGAGCUCCGUUCGAACUCGUGAAGCGACAAAUGGCUGCAGGUGUCGCGCGGCCCUCCUUCACCCAGAACCAUCUCGAUGGACCACCGCUGACUCCAGAUCAAGAGCGCGUAGUUCAAUGGGCAGCCGCAGGAAUUUACGGCGCAGGCAUAGAAUGCCUUUUCUUGGGACUCACGCGACACACAGCUGAGCAGGGCAUAGCUCAGGCCGAGCUUGAUGCCGUACUUGGGCAUGACUGCCUCCCGACGCUCGCCGACCGCGAGCGUCUGCCCUAUUGCGAGGCGCUCUAUCUCGAGAUCAUGCGCCGCUACACCUUCAAUCCUCUCGGACUGGCACAUGUGGCGCGCGAGGACGACGUGCAUGAUGGGGUUUUUAUCCCCAAGGGUUCUAUUAUCGUGCCCAAUAAUUGGUGUGCAUGCCUCUCCGCUCGACGGCUCCAAGCCCCCCUAACGACCGCCCCGCAGGCGCGUUUCCUGGGCACGGCAAAGCAGUAUGACCCGCGCAAAUACCUCUUCGGGUAUGGACGUCGGUGCACUCCGCGUGCUGACACUAUUCGUGCAUCAGGUGUCCACCUCGCAGACGCAUCCAUGUGGCUCGCGUGCUUGUCGAUCCUCGCCGUGUUUAACGUCGCGCCGCCGAUGAAGGACGGCGAACGCGUCGUUCCCCCAGCAAAUUUCACGAACAGCGGGAUCAGUCAUCCCGAACCAUUUGAGUGCGUGGUCAGGCCGCGGAACACGGGCUCAGAGAAGCUUGUGCACGGGCUCCCGGGCAAUUUCUAG
Messenger RNA from Fomitopsis serialis, 1620 nucleotides. Its product is annotated as cytochrome P450. The record is from RefSeq and is a predicted model, not a curated record. Gene Ontology annotation, molecular function: monooxygenase activity; iron ion binding; heme binding. The transcript is spliced from 9 exons. Bases 1 to 1620 code for a protein of 539 amino acids. Lineage: Eukaryota; Fungi; Basidiomycota; Agaricomycetes; Polyporales; Fomitopsidaceae.